UAGGGUUCUAGACCUAGUUCUACUACCAUUACCAUGGAACAAUCUAUAGACGUUUUGCCUGAAAGCCUUAUUCUUGAGUGUCUUUCCCGUCUUCACUACAAGGACGUACCUGCCGCAUCGCUUGUCUGUCAUAAAUGGCUCGAUCUUCUUGAAAGCCGUCAAUUUUACAGCCUCAGAAAACAGCUUGGACAUAUCAAUCACUUUGCUUGCUUGCUCCAAUCCCAUCCUCCUUCGCCACCAUCUUCUUAUGAAUCAAACCCACUUCCCCUUUACGUUAUCAAUGUUUUUGACCCUGUGAGUCGUGAGUGUAAAAUACUCCCCCCUCUUCCUAAUCCUGCAAUUCAGUUUGAUCAUGAUAGCGAGAUUGUUAGUUCAGAAGGGAAACUCAUCUUGAUGAACAAAUGUCAUGACCCUGUGAAUCGUGAACUGGGGAAUUCAUUAUUUGUGUUUGAAUUUUCAACCGGACGUUGGUGGCAAGGAAAGAACUUGCCAACAAGGAAAUUACACUUCGCCAUGGCUGCUACCGAUGAUUGCCGGGUAUUCAUUGCAGGUGGGCACCAAUCAGAAGAUGUUGACUCAGAUUCGGCAUGGAUGUAUGAUGUGAGGAAAGAUGAGUGGUCUGAGUUGCCUCGGAUCAUACAUGUUCCAGGCUUGAGCAAAGGUAAGGUAAUUGGGAACCAAUUCAUUGUUAAAACUCUGAGCAUGAUUGAUUUGACGCAGAGUGUUGAGACAUAUGAUUUUGAACUUGGAGAAUGGAAACAGGUUAAUGUUAAACAGUUGUGGACUAAACGAUAUGAAUAUUUUGCUCGAAUUGAAGAUGGGUGUAUGUUAAUUUGUUCAAGGAUUGACAAGAGGUGUAGACUUAAGUUUUAUAAACUACCAUUGGGUGAUCGAAGUUUAUUAAUUUAUUAUAAGAAAGGAAAUGGUCAACUAUUCUCAAUUUCUAUACAGGAGGAAGGUAAGAGGGUUAAAAUUGAGGUGCCUCAUCAGAUUUAUGGUGAUGUUUAUUCAAUGUGUUGUGUAGAGAUGCACUGAAUUUAUAUGGUUGUGGAAUUUGUGGGUAAUGUCCUGUUAUGUUAACCAACACAUCACAGCUUCUAAGUGAAUGGAAUUGAUUGUAGUUGUUCCAUUCUUUUCUGUUUUAUUUUAUGAUGUGCAGACUAAGUUAUUCAGAUGAUGUUAAUGAAUAUGGUUAGUCAAAUAUGGUUUGUAUA
Messenger RNA from Impatiens glandulifera, 1214 nucleotides. RefSeq names its product F-box/kelch-repeat protein At1g80440-like. The coding region runs from base 34 to 1035 and encodes 333 amino acids. Gene Ontology annotation, molecular function: protein binding. The transcript has a single exon. Gene Ontology annotation, biological process: negative regulation of cytokinin-activated signaling pathway; regulation of phenylpropanoid metabolic process. The record is from RefSeq and is a predicted model, not a curated record. Lineage: Eukaryota; Viridiplantae; Streptophyta; Magnoliopsida; Ericales; Balsaminaceae.